AUGAGUGCCGUCGCUCAGUUCGUCGAAAUCCUUCAAGGUUCAUCUGCUCUUGAAGAAGUCGGCCAGAAAAUCCAUUGUGAGCUGGAGGCUCAGAGGGGCCUCACUGCUCCAAAGACCUUUACAAAGCAAGUCCAGAAUGUCAUCUUCCACGAAACACCGGUGGCCCACGAAGAUGGCAAUCGGCAUCUUUACUUCUUGUAUCACCCCGACAUCGAUUGGCGUGGAUACUUCUUAGACAUCGUCUCCCGAAAGCCGCUGUCCCCAAAAUCUCCUCGGUGUCUCGGAAAGCCUUGA
Messenger RNA from Cladophialophora psammophila CBS 110553, 294 nucleotides. RefSeq lists its product as uncharacterized. Lineage: Eukaryota; Fungi; Ascomycota; Eurotiomycetes; Chaetothyriales; Herpotrichiellaceae. The transcript has a single exon. Bases 1 to 294 code for a protein of 97 amino acids. The record is from RefSeq and is a predicted model, not a curated record.